CAAACUCUUUGAAGUGGCGAAAGUAACUUUGACAUUUAAUUAUUGGAAUUUAAAUAAUCCGUUCUUUCUUUACAAGAAUAUGUGUUAUUGGUCCAUUAUACAACUUUUGAGCAUAGUAACUAUUGUAAAAGAUAUUGGUUCUCAUUUUGCUGCUGAUGUUGGAUAUACAUUGGUUUAUCACCAGGAACAACGAAAUUAUCAGACAGCCAGCGAUAUUUGUAGAAGUCAUGGUGGAACGCUUCCUAUUAUCAAAAAUUAUAUUAUUCCUGAAAUCCUUGCUGAUAUUCCUUCUUUAAGAAAUAUAUCCGUGUGGAUUGGUUUGUCCCACGUAAAUAACACAUGGGUGUGGGAUGAUGGUACAGAACUAACGUCAUCACCAUGGAAAAGAGCGCCACCAUUUAAUAGGUGUAUGUCUGCAAGACUAACAAUGGACGCAAUUCUGGAACCGAGGCCUUGUGACAAUAAGUUACCGUUCUUUUGUCAAUAUAAAACAGGUAGCUGUUACUUCAGAAUCUAUAACCAAGCAAGUAUUGUUGGACAUAACAAAUUCAGCUUAACCAGAACGAGUCUAGAGAGAUGUAAAGACGUAUGCGGUCAUGUGACAGAAUUUGAGUGCUGGUCAUUUGAAUAUAGUACAAUAAACAAAUUUUGUCAACUCAACGAUGUAAAUCGAUGGACAGCAUCGGAGAGCUUUGUAUAUUUUGACAGAAGCUGGGACUAUUAUCAUAAGACGUGUUAUACCUCGACUAUAUUAUCCGAGGAUUCAGAGCAAACAACUUAUAUGGCAUAUCGCAGUUCUACAAUGAGCACACCUACGAAUACACCAACAGGUGGCUAUGAAGCCGACUUGUCCUUAUUAGAACCAAGACGAUAUGUAUUACAAAACAUAAGUUUGUCAUGGUCUCAGGCUGAGAAGUAUUGUGAAGAUAAAGGAGGUCAUCUGGCUAAAUUAGAUGGUCCAUCGAAUAUACCAGAAACAGGAUAUCAAAGCAUGGUAAACAUAGAUGAAUUGUUUUGGAUUGGCUUAAAGCGGACAGAAAACAUUGGAUGGCGUUGGUAUAAUAAUACUGAUUUGGAAUGGGCAAAUUUCAAGUAUAAGCCUAAUGAAUUUGACUUUAUAAAAGCAUGCGGUGCUGUGUCAUUGUCAAGUGGUUGGUGGUAUAAUGAAGUUUGCGAAGAAAAGAAAAGAUUUCUUUGUCAGUAUCCUAAAGAAUCAUGUGAAUUUAUCAGAACUGCUAAUGCAAGUAUCAUGGCAUAUAAUGAAGAAAUAUAUGACAAUGUAUCCGCAAGUUAUUGCCAAAAGAAGUGCAUUUCUGCCAAAUUUUGUAUCUCAUUUGAGUACAAUACCAAUAGUAGGGCAUGCCAAAUAAGUCACGAAAAUAGAUGGACGGUUCGACAGUAUUACCAUACCAAUUCUGUAAAUUGGAAUUAUUUUCAUAGACGUUGUAGUUUUGGAUACGAUACGGCAAAAGAAACAACUACUUUUAUGUCUACCACCGAAUCCAUUACGACUACAUUUGUUGGUUCAACAAGUCUAAGUGAAAGCAGCACGUCCGAGGACAUACUGACUACGAUAAACCCAACAGCGGAAAGUGAAAGACUGUUUCAAGAAAUUAAGAAAGACAUGAAAACAAUGACUGACAAAAUAAAAAAGAAACAAUUAAAAAAGAGUAAAACAAGUGCAGAAGACGACCGCCCUUCUGCAAAAGGUGUUGGAAUAGUAGCAGCAAUUAUUUUAAUUUCCAUAUUCGGAAGUGUAGUUUUGAUGGAUAUUUUGACACUAGGUGUACAAUGUAAACAGAUGUCAAAACGAGACGCACGGAAAAACAGGCGGUAUAUUAGUAAAAAUAAAUCACCAUUUCAUUCACAUAACAAUAACAAUAGGGAUCAUUCAGAAAGAAAAGAUAUAUCGUGUGAUCCUUCAGCCAAAAAAAGUAUCAAUACUGAAGCAGCUUCUUUAGAUUGUAUUGACAUUUCAGUAAUCGGCGAUAAAUUAGACAACCAGGAUGAGCAUGGUAAAUGUGUAUCUUUGCAUUGCACAAAGGUAGUAAAUAAUGAUAAACUCGCAGAAACAAACAAUUCCAACGAAAGACACUUCUGUAAUUUAGAAGUUCUUCCUGACAGUCAAAAUAUAACAAAUCAAACCGUUUCAAAUCAUGUUAGAACAGAUAGUUGCACUAGUGAUGACAAAUCAAAAAUGACUUUAAAUCAUAUAUCUUCCAGAGAUUUAAAUAUAAAAGUCAAAAAAGAAGACAUUGUGACUAAAUCUUCAAAAACGUCAGUUAUGUUAAAAAUUGAUGUACCUAUAAUGAAAACUAACUUAGAACAAGAAAUUACUACAUGCGAAUCAAACGUGUUAAACACAAAAGCAAAUAAAAUCGAAAAUAGUAUCGUAGACCCUAUUGAAAAUAAAAAUAAAAUUAGUACAUGCUUAUAAUGUAUAUAUGUAAAUACUAUAUCAAUUCGUAUGCAAAUGAAAAAUGGAAAUGUUUUAAUUUUUAUUUGAUACAUAAACCAAAGCCAGGACAAUCGUGUCUUCACAUUUUAUUCCCAUCAUUACUGUUAUAGGAAGUUUUGAUUGAUAUCACUUUGUCUUUUGUUUCAGUCCUGUAAACGAUAGCUUGAUUGGAUGAUAGGUAUCUCCUAUUUUUACAUAAUCUGGGUAUCCAAUGUUAAUGGUCAGUCCAAAAUCUAUUGGUGUAUUGGAUA
Messenger RNA from Mytilus californianus (California mussel), 2709 nucleotides. RefSeq lists its product as uncharacterized. The coding region runs from base 80 to 2437 and encodes 785 amino acids. The record is from RefSeq and is a predicted model, not a curated record. The transcript has 11 exons. Lineage: Eukaryota; Metazoa; Mollusca; Bivalvia; Mytilida; Mytilidae.